Messenger RNA from Medioppia subpectinata, 1746 nucleotides. The record is from the annotation of a GenBank genome assembly. Lineage: Eukaryota; Metazoa; Arthropoda; Arachnida; Sarcoptiformes; Oppiidae.
CCCUUUGUUGUUCAAUGGCUUCUGUACUCUCUCUCUCACUCACUCACUCACUCACACUCUACCACAUCUAACCCAUGCCAUACAUGCCUGGCCAACAUCACCACCAUUAUCACUACCAACAGCUCAAUCCUCACGUAUACACCCCAUGCGACCCAAGAAUUUGGUCAAAUCGAGUGCAUCGCUAAGAAUGCCAUAGGAAUACAGCGGCAAUCGUGCAAAUACUUGAUCACACAGUCGGCCGAACCCUACUUUCCCUUCUCGUGUCAAGUGAUCAAUCAGUCCGACUGUACCCUCACAGUCAACUGCGCCCAACAGCCAACCCAUCACAACCGAUCCCAUGGGGGCACCGGUGGUGCCACCAGCGCGGCCAACAGCGCCCUAAACGCGUCGCUUUUAACUCAAUUACCGGUAGCGCAUAGCCAAAGGGUCAGCACCGGUAGCCAUAAUAAAGUGCAUGGUGAUAAUGUGUUUAGUGCCAGUAGUAGUAAUAAGCCAAUUAAUAAUAACAAACAUGGUGCCAACGCCAGCGUCGCCACCACCGCCAGCCCCUACAUGAUAGUCCAUCCGCACACGUACUACGUGUGCGAAGUGUACGACAUAGGGAACAAUGGGGGUGCAAACCAGGGGUUCAACACUCCCGGUGUCGGCAACCCUAGACUCAUAAAAAACGUGACGGUAGACGCGGUGAGGGCGCAGUUGAUGCGACACAACUCGACGUUUGACUUUUUUAUCGACCAAUUGCCGGCCAAAACCCAGUUAAAGCUCCGGAUAUAUGCGGUGAACAUCCGGAACAUCCGCUCCCACGGGGAUCAGGAGCUGCGCACACAGACACUACUGCCCGCCCAACGGCUCAUCGACUUUGACGGCACCGAUAAUAACACCGCCGACGGCGACGGGUCGGGAGGGGUUGGGGCGGCGGGUGUGCGCAUACACGGCAAGCACCUGAUUGUGGGUGUGUUGAUAUCGGCCGCCGCGGUGGCCGUAAUCGUGGUAAUUAUGGCGAUCAUCGCUGUGUUCAAAGUGCGCUACUCGUCCUCCAGCAUACACUUGGCUGCGAUCGACGCCCAGGCGCUGGACAGGGAGGGCGACGGCGGUGGCGACGGCUGCGGUUCCCAUAUGGAGACUAUGUUGGGUACGGGCGGUGGCGGCGGUGGGGGUCCCGGUGGGGGCGACUGCAACGACGAGUGUUCGUCGGACCAAACGCUGUUGAAGUGCGGCAACACAGCCCUCCACGACCCGGACGACGAGUGCCCCGACCAGUACAAGUGCGACCAAGAUCUCAGUUAUUACCAUAAUGGCGGCGGCACUGGCAAUGGCAAAGCGGGCCCACCCGACAUUAUACCUGUGCCGUAUUACGGUAGUCAUGUUGCUACCGGUGCUGGUGGUGGUCCCGGUUGUAGUCCCGGUGGUGGUAAUGUGUAUUACGGCACUAAUGAACGUGAUUGCUGUGACAGUAGUGUUGGUGAUAAUAAGGGCACCUGCAGUGGGGAUUGUUUUUUUACUGAUCAUGGUGCUGUGCCCGACAAUUCUGGUAAUUAUUUCGCUGCCACUGAACAUUACAAAAUGCAAGACAUGUACCCAACAAAAGGAUCCCGAGUAUACGUCUAUAACAAAGAAGUUGGUAAUAAAGUUGGCCACCAGUUAACCACCGAUUAUCAAAAUGUAUUACACGUUAAUCUAAUACCCGGUAAUAGUAAACAACAACAACAGCAACAAAUUAACAAUGUGGCCAAUAUUAGUCUAUGA